AUGGCAGAUGUAGAAGAAUCCACUGUGCCUGCAGAAAUUCAAUCAAGAAAUGUUGUUUAUUGUGGAGUUUGUUCGUUACCACCUGAGUAUUGCGAAUACGGUGGCACAGUAAAGAAAUGUCAAGAAUGGCUCGAGAAGAAAUAUCCUACUAUGUACGAGCGAUUAUGGUCUGAAGAUGCCCUCGCAGCAGCAACCUCAACCCUCAGUGUCGAUGCCCAAAAACGCGCCGCCAAAGACGCCACCAAAAAAGCCGCCAAAGCCGAAGCCCUCGAAGCCAAACAAAACGAAACUCUCGCGUCCUCCAAAGUCCGCAUCAAGCGUGUGGAGCGCAAUAAACGUAAAUACGUAACUGAAGUUCAGGGACUCGAAGCCUUUGGACUCGAGCUCAAAAAGGUUGCGAAGGAAUUCGGAUCUAGGUUCGCGACGGGAAGUAGUGUGACGAAGGUCGCAAGCGGAGGACAGGAAAUUACGGUUCAGGGCGAUGUGAGUGAAGAUGUGAGGGAGUUUUUGAUGAAGAAUUAUAAGAAUAUUCCGAAGAAAAAUAUUGUGCUUGAGGAGCCGAAGAAGAAGAAGGCGGAACCGGUGGAGGUUUAA
Messenger RNA from Botrytis byssoidea, 594 nucleotides. RefSeq lists its product as uncharacterized. The transcript has 4 exons. Lineage: Eukaryota; Fungi; Ascomycota; Leotiomycetes; Helotiales; Sclerotiniaceae. The record is from RefSeq and is a predicted model, not a curated record. Bases 1 to 594 code for a protein of 197 amino acids. Gene Ontology annotation, biological process: formation of translation preinitiation complex; translation reinitiation. Gene Ontology annotation, molecular function: mRNA binding; translation initiation factor activity.